CCACCCUCGUUAGCUGUCUACAAAUUUAAGAACGGGGUGGUGGUGGUGUCUUUUAUCCACGAAACACUGAUACAUAAGGAUCGGGAUUUAUUAUAUCACGAGAUAUGGCAGAGUCGGGGUUACUUCGGUUUGCUUCGGUUUCCUUCAUAUACAGUGAGCUGCAGCAGAGGGCCCAGGACUUCUUCGACGAUCACGACGGUAUCCUUGAUGACGUCUUCCGGUUAGGGCUGUUUUCCUUUCUCGCCGUCCCUGUUACGACCUGGCUGUGGCGUCAGUACUACCAGCAUGCCAAGGACCCCCGCAGCAAACUGCCCCUCCCCCCAGGGUCUAUGGGCUUUCCUUUGGUGGGCGAAACAUUGUCCAUCAUAGCUAAAGGUUCUGACUUCUUCCUGUCUCGGAGGGAACAGUACGGCCACGUAUACAAGACUCACCUACUGGGACAGGCUACCAUCAGAAUCAUCGGGGCUGAUAAUGUACGCCAUAUUUUGAUGGGGGAACACAUCACUGUUGAGAGCAGCUGGCCUAAAUCACUCAAGCGUCUGAUGGGGCCUGGUGGACUACUGAACGCAACUCCUGACAGUCACAGGAUCAGGAAGAAGCUACUCCUCCAGGCUUUAGCUCCUGCAGCAAUACAAGGGCAUGUUCCAAGAAUUCAAAAACUUGUCAGAAGCCAUAUUUUAGACUGGUGCAACAAGGGGGAACAACUCGGAACUGAUAUUUGCAAAAGUUUGGCGAUGUCAGUUGCUGCCAACAUCCUUAUUGGAUUUGAUGUCGAUGAUCAGAACCUCCAGUCAAUAAUUAGUUCUUUCCAGACUUUCAGUGGCAACUUGUUCUCAUUGCCAUGGGAACUACCCCGAUCAGGACUGUCCAAGGGUCUAAAAGCACGAGAACAGCUCAUAAAGGAAAUUAAGAAAAGACUGCAGUGUGAGACACAACACUGGUCCCUUGUUGAUGAACUGAAGAAUCUUGAUGAAACGGCUGCCACACUCACAGCAGACGAAUUGGCAGACGCCAUCUUGGAAUUAUGGUUUGCAGGGAACGACACCAGUUCCAGCACGUCAAAUUCAACACUACUGGCUUUAGGUAAAGAUGAUGGUUUCCGAAAACGAAUCGAAGAAGAACUGGCCGAGAACGGACUGUUGAAUUCUGAAGAUGAGCUGACGUUUGACAGUUUAAAGAAGCUGACCUACGUAGAUCACGUGGUGAAGGAGGUGCUCAGAGUGUAUCCGCCUGUUGGUGGUGCCUUCAGGAGAGUCAAGAAAACAAUGGAGAUUGAGGGCUUCCAGAUUCCAGAGGGAUGGUCUGUGAUCUACAGUAUCCGGGACACGCAUCAAACCACCAAACUCUUUGAAGACAGGGAGGAAUUCCAACCGGAUCGCUGGAAUGACAUGGACAAGGAGACCCGUGAGCAACGGUUCCACUACAUUCCUUUUGGAGCAGGUGCCCGAGCAUGUCCUGGUGAAAAGUUUGCCAGAAUGUUUGUAAAAAUCUUCAUUGUGGAACUGAUAAAGACAUGCACAUGGGAACUAAAGAACAAAAACCCUAAGAUUUCCUAUUUUCCAGUAACAAAGCCUUCAGAUAAUCUCCCUGUGACCUUUCACCUUCGUCAGGAUUUUGACAAGGCCGUGUAGGAAAAAGGGUAGAUAGACAAACUGUGGUGAUUUUAUUGCUGUAAUGACAAUUACAAUCAAAACUGUACAAGGGGCUUUUCAAUCUAGGGGACCUCCAGGUGGUAGAGACAAGUCAACCUGAGUUCCAGGUGAUGUUUUAAGAUACGUUUAAGCCAUCGGUUGGCUACCUUUAACACAGUAUACAAAAGAAAAGAUGGGCAACGAAGAUGAGUAGUCAAAUUGAGGUCACGGAAUUUUGACAAGUCUAUUUUCCCAAUUUAAAAAAUAAUCAUAUAUUACCUCAUAUUACAGCACAUGCACAUGAGACACUUCAUCCAUUUCAUCAAACCACAUUUGUUUGACCCCUUGAUGAUAUUCAGAAGUUCAUUCAUGUAUUGACAGUCUAUUUAGUUAUGACUGAUGUUUAUGUUUAGUGCUAUCUGUUUGUGCCAUACUUGCCAACUUGUUGAUAUUGUUUGAUAAGAGCUCUCUUUUAUGAUUAUGAUGCCACAUUGUAAGUGCUAUUUACCUGUGCCAUAGGACUUUAGUCCCACAUACCACUAUGCAUUAACAUUCAGUGCACUGAGUCCCAUCAACCAUCCUAAUUCAGACACAUUAACUCAAUCCCAAGUCAAAUGCAAAGUAGAAAUUUAAAAAUACAUCUCAUCGAUUUGUCCUGUGUCAUUGAGAGAGGGAGUGAGGGCAAACUCGAUUGCGGAAGUAGAGAUAUACCACUUCCCAUCACAUAUGUGUAUACAGCAGUUUAGUGGAUGUCUUUAAGGAGUUAACACACACAUACUACGGGGUUGAGGUCUUUAUUGCAGAUGCCAAAGAUCAAGGAUCUUAAGAGUGAGUGAGUGAG
Molecule: messenger RNA, 2472 nt
Organism: Haliotis rufescens (red abalone)
Lineage: Eukaryota; Metazoa; Mollusca; Gastropoda; Lepetellida; Haliotidae
Product: cytochrome P450 26B1-like
Exons: 5
Coding region: 105-1631 (508 amino acids)
Biological process (GO): sterol metabolic process
Molecular function (GO): monooxygenase activity; oxidoreductase activity, acting on paired donors, with incorporation or reduction of molecular oxygen; heme binding
Source: RefSeq, a predicted model, not a curated record